AUGGUUUCCCAGUCAUCUGGUGAAUUUAUAGUGUCCAACUUGACCAUUACAACGAUUCCCGUAUGUUGGGAUGACCCAACACAUGCAUCCUGUGUUCGUCAGCCAUUAAUGUCUGUCUUCAAUGGACUUGGUAAUCAAACCCAAAAGCGCGGAGACGAGAAACCAAAAACAUCAUUUCUGCUGGCAGUUAACUUUGCAUUGGAUGAUGACAUGAGGUAAAAACGCAUGCUUAGUAAAUUCCAUUUUCUAUUUGUCGCUGCAGUAGAAUAUGCACGGACUAUGUCGUUCGGAUCCGUGAACUGAACAACAGAAUAAAUAGGCAGAAUAUGUUGGAGGUUUGAUGGCUAAUCAAUAUCAAUAAUUUAUUUCUAGUCAGUUAUGUUCAUCUUUAAAUCUGAUAUAGAUCGUUUGAAAGGACGACUCCUAUUUACUUCCAAAAGCUAGUAACUGAUGGUACUGAAGCUGCUGGGGACUACCUUGAAGCUAAAAGAGACAUCUUCCUCUUCACGUCCACUCAUUGCCUGCCUCAUAUAAUACGGAUGAGUCAAUGUGUUAAUUCUGCCAACCUCGCCAAGCAUAUGGACUAUUUCAGGGAUCACCUGGUUGGAAUGUCUCCACGACUGCCUGAAAUCUAUUCAAUUUAUCGCCUGUUUGCGCACGAGGUAACUGAUACAUCCCACCUAUAUAAGCAAUGAAGUGAUCACAAAAUGUUUGCCUUCUUGAACUGUUAAAACAUAGUAUGUAUUCAAUAUAUUUUGAAAUUAUAUAGUCUCGGACUAUAAAUCACGCUUAUACUUAUAGCCUCGUUCAAUAGUUGACAAAGAUUAUCCUGAUGAGAUCUGAUGACGGUUAGUGAAAUUUUGACUUAUUUUAAAGUAAUUUAAUGUACAACGUUCUUUAUACUUUCAGAUAAUCAGUUUAGUAGAUAACGAAGCAGUGCUCAACACACAAGCUUUUGACGAUUUUCUCGAAGCACAUUUUCUGCCCCAUGUCAAGUCAUUAUAUGCAACAACAGUCAAAGUGCACACCAACCUUGAAGAUAUCAUGAAGCUAUUGGUUCAAGCCAUUGAAUCGAACGAAAGAAAUGAAGCCGAUGUAAGUUGUAUUAAAAUUCGAAAUACAUACCUCGAUCACCAGUAUAUAGAAGGUUGAAUAAAGGUUGUUCGCGUGGUUUGAAGCCGGGUGGUCAAUAUAUAUGUAGUUUUUGCCUCGUAUAACAACUGUGUACGUAGGCCUGUUGUAACGUUAAUUAAUUACUUAGUUGUUUUUUUAGCUUAGGACAUGGAUGAGGCCAACAGUUGUCGCAAAGGACAAGACCGUAUUUAUUGCCUUUGUUCUCCCAAAGGCCUUAAAAGAAGUCAAAGAUGCUGGCCUCACGCCUCCAACUGAACAGUAG
Messenger RNA from Paramuricea clavata, 1396 nucleotides. Lineage: Eukaryota; Metazoa; Cnidaria; Anthozoa; Malacalcyonacea; Plexauridae. The record is from the annotation of a GenBank genome assembly.